Molecule: messenger RNA, 516 nt
Organism: Tarenaya hassleriana
Lineage: Eukaryota; Viridiplantae; Streptophyta; Magnoliopsida; Brassicales; Cleomaceae
Exons: 1
Coding region: 1-516 (171 amino acids)
Source: RefSeq, a predicted model, not a curated record
AUGGAAGUGAUUCGAAAAAUUCGAGUCAACCUGAAAACAGCACAGGAUCGACAAAAAUCAUAUGCCGACCAGAGAAGACGGGACUUCACCCUUGAAGUUGGAGAUCAAGCAUUCCUUCGAGUUCAGGCCAUGCGAGGACACGCUAGGUUUGGACAGGGCGGCAACCUGAAACCGCGAUAUAUUGGACCAUAUCCUGUGAUUGGGAAGGUAGGCGCUGUAGCAUAUCGACUCAGGUUGCCUUCAGAGCUAGGCAAUAUCAACGAUGUAUUCCAUGUGUCGAUGCUACAGAGAUACGUAGCAAAUCCUUCCCAUGUGCUACAACCUCAGGAGUUAGAAUUCACGAAUGCUACACGUUUUCGAGACGAACCGCUACAGAUAAUGGACCGAAAGGUUAAGAAGCUGAGGACGAAGGAGGUGCCAUUGGUGAAGGUAUUGUGGAGAAGCCAAGGGGUCUCAGACAUGACUUGGGAAUUCGAAGAAGAGAUGCGUAGCAACUAUCUCUAUCUUUUCACUUGA